Molecule: messenger RNA, 2188 nt
Organism: Callorhinchus milii (elephant shark)
Lineage: Eukaryota; Metazoa; Chordata; Chondrichthyes; Chimaeriformes; Callorhinchidae
Gene: parlb
Product: presenilins-associated rhomboid-like protein, mitochondrial
Exons: 10
Coding region: 36-1226 (396 amino acids)
Cellular component (GO): membrane
Molecular function (GO): serine-type endopeptidase activity
Source: RefSeq, a predicted model, not a curated record
GGUGAGGGGGUGAGGGGUGAGGGGUUUAAAAAAAAAUGGCGUACGGGAGCUGCGUGUACAGGGGCUGCCGACAGCUGUUGGGGUUCGGGCUGCGGGGACACAGGUUAUCCUUGUAUACUGAACAGAGAUGUGGGUUUAGGAGAGCACCUAAGAAGAAUGAACCACGGAAAAAGGAGAUAGAAGAAAUAUCAUGUAAAGACUCGCCCAUGGUUGGGAAUCGAACAACUAAGAGCAGUUUAUCCCCCCCACUAGAAGAGCCCAUCUUAUCCAAAUCAUCAGCACGAUCAUUUAGAAAGCUCUUCAAGCCUUUUCUGUUCACCGUAGGGUUCACAGGGUCUACGUUUGGGGCUGCAGCAAUCUGGCAGUAUGAAUCCCUUAAAUCCAGAGUUCAAAGCUACUAUGAUGACCUGCAGAUUGAUUGGUUUGAAAAACAUCGCCCACCGAAAGCAGGAGAUGUCAGGAAGCAGAACUCUGCAGAAUACUGGCAUAGAUGGUGGGGUGAGCUAUCAGAUAUCCAAAAACAGGCAAUUGUUGUUCUGUUUCAGGUGAACCAGUGGUGGAACAGUUUGACUGAUGGCCAAAGGAGCGUUACAGGGAUUAUAGCAGCCAAUGUUUUGGUGUUUUGUUUAUGGAGAAUACCUUCAAUGCAGCGAAUCAUGAUGAAAUACUUCACUUCCAAUCCUGCUUCCAAGACUUUGUGUUUACCGAUGAUCCUGUCAACGUUCAGCCACUUUUCUCUCUUUCACAUGGGUGCAAACAUGUACGUACUCUGGAGUUUCUCCUCCAGCAUUGUUUCACUACUUGGGCAGGAACAAUUCAUGGCUGUCUACUUUUCAGCAGGCGUUAUCUCUACGUUUGUCAGCUAUGUCUGCAAAACUGCCUCGGGGAGGUUUGGACCCUCACUUGGAGCUUCAGGGGCGAUAAUGAGUGUCCUAGCUGCAGUGUGCACCAAGAUGCCUGAAGCAAAACUAGCCAUUAUUUUUCUGCCCAUGUUCACUUUCACAGCAGGCAGCGCCCUGAAAGCAAUUGUUGCCUUGGAUACAACAGGCCUGAUUCUGGGCUGGAAGUUUUUCGACCAUGCUGCUCAUUUGGGUGGUGCGCUCUUUGGAAUAUGGUACAUUGUGUACGGCCAUGAAAUGAUUUGGAAAAACAGAGAGCCCCUUGUGAAGGUGUGGCAUGAAAUGAGGACUAAGAGUCGUGGGAGUGGUGGUAAUGGCCCUGCCUAGGCGAGACAUUGAACUUUCCUAUUUUUUAAAAUCCUGUAUGAUUUUGGAAGUGGCACAGGAGAAAGCACCACUCGACCGUGGCAAGCAGUAAAGCCAGGCCCCCAAAUGACUCGGGUGCUUGAAGCAAGUGGCGCGGCGUCUUGUGCAGGAAUCCCAAAGUGCGUAACAACCUCUUGUAUCAUUUGACCGCGUGUGUAUUUAAAAUACUAAAAGGAUUUAGUGAGAGAAAAUGAUGAAUAUUUUGAAAAGAUUUCUGCAAGAAUUUACCAAGAAAUGGGACUUGACAAAAAAAUAAAAUUGAGUUCAUUGUUUUAAAAACAAACUGCAAUUGAGAAGAAAACAAACUGAUCUUUGAGAACAAGAUUAAUUUCCGUUUCUGGUUUUGCCCUCUAGCCUUGUUAGCACAAUAGCCCUUUGUAAAAGGUUACAGUAACACACAGUUAUUGGGGAUGACCAACAAAGAACCAAAGCAACCAUUUUGAAAAAGUUCUGAACAACGGGAUUGGUAUUUUGCUAGACAGGUACUCACCUUUCACAGAUCUUGGAUAUUACUAGGUUUAAUCAUUCUGUUUUAAUAAUCCAUCGUCACUGUCUUAAAUCGAGACCAAGACUAUAGCUGAUAGUCAUGGCUAAUUCCCACAUAACCAGACUGGAGUCUGGACUGUGGUAAUGCUUUUAUACAAUAACAGCAGGGAAGCAAUAACUCAGUGUGGCAUGAUGGGGGGAAAAAAAUGGUUAGUACUCCGUGGCAGUGUGUUGGUGCUCCAUUGCUCUACACACCUUUCAUAUUGCACUUUAAACAGAAAUGUUAGCUCUGGUGGAUCACGAUAUCUGAUUUAAAAAAAAACACUGUUCAUUACUCAAUUUAUGUGAAUGUCAUAGCUGUAGGUAAUGAUGUAUGUGAGCUCUAAUUACUUUUAUAAUUUCAACACUUGUCUCACUAAAGAUCUCAAUGAAAGUAA